Molecule: messenger RNA, 6240 nt
Organism: Prionailurus viverrinus (fishing cat)
Lineage: Eukaryota; Metazoa; Chordata; Mammalia; Carnivora; Felidae
Gene: KLHL24
Product: kelch like family member 24
Exons: 9
Coding region: 409-2211 (600 amino acids)
Molecular function (GO): protein binding
Source: RefSeq, a predicted model, not a curated record
UUGACAGCUCCGGACUAGCCGAAAGGCGACGAAUCGGCCAGAGCCGGGAGCGGAGGGGCGGCCGAGGUCGCGACCACUGGGGUGUCUGCAGAAGGAAGCCAGCGUUGGCCGGCGUCUCGGAGCCAGACGUGGGGCCUGAGGGGAGAUUGAGGCUGGAUUCCUGCAUUCUAAAGGAAAAUUAAGUUUGGUUGCAGCAUAGCUACACUCUAGAUCAACUGUGAUAUUGUAGCUCCUCUCGACUUUACAUUGGCCUCCUCUGUCCCUUGCCCUUACUUAUUAGGGUGGUGUGGAAAUUAAAAUAACACACGUAUUUUUACCGGGGCUUUGAUCAAGCAAAUGCUCAAAAGCCAUAUAAAGAAGAUACUUAACAGUCAUUUCUCAACAAUUAUAUAGUCAACUGAUGUAACAAUGGUACUAAUAUUGGGACGAAGACUAAACAGAGAGGAUCUUGGGGUGCGUGAUUCCCCAGCUACUAAACGUAAAGUUUUUGAAAUGGACCCUAAAUCUCUGACAGGCCGUGAGUUUUUUGACUUCUCUUCAGGAUCAUCCCAUGCUGAAAACAUACUCCAGAUAUUCAAUGAAUUCCGAGAUAGCCGCUUAUUCACAGAUGUUAUCAUUUGUGUGGAAGGCAAAGAAUUUCCUUGCCAUAGAGCUGUUCUCUCAGCCUGCAGUAGCUAUUUCAGAGCUAUGUUUUGUAACGACCACAGAGAAAGCAGAGAAAUGUUGGUUGAGAUUAAUGGUAUUUUAGCUGAAGCCAUGGAAUGUUUUUUGCAGUAUGUUUAUACUGGAAAAGUAAAGAUCACUACAGAGAAUGUACAAUAUCUCUUUGAAACAUCAAGCCUCUUUCAGAUUAGUGUUCUCCGUGAUGCAUGUGCCAAGUUCUUAGAGGAGCAACUUGAUCCUUGUAACUGCUUAGGAAUCCAGCGCUUUGCUGAUACGCAUUCCCUCAAAACACUCUUCACAAAAUGCAAGAAUUUUGCAUUACAGACUUUUGAGGAUGUGUCCCAGCAUGAAGAAUUUCUUGAGCUUGAUAAAGAUGAACUUAUUGAUUAUAUUUGUAGUGAUGAACUUGUUAUUGGUAAAGAGGAGAUGGUUUUUGAAGCCGUCAUGCGUUGGGUCUAUCGUGCUGUUGAUCUGAGAAGACCACUGUUACAUGAGCUCCUGACACAUGUGAGACUCCCUCUGUUGCAUCCCAACUACUUUGUCCAAACAGUUGAGGUGGACCAAUUGAUCCAGAAUUCUCCUGAGUGUUAUCAGUUGUUGCAUGAAGCAAGACGGUACCACAUACUUGGGAAUGAAAUGAUGUCCCCAAGGACUAGGCCACGCAGGUCAACUGGCUAUUCUGAGGUGAUUGUUGUCGUUGGAGGCUGUGAACGGGUUGGAGGAUUUAAUCUUCCAUACACUGAGUGUUAUGAUCCUGUGACAGGAGAAUGGAAGUCUUUGGCUAAGCUUCCAGAAUUUACCAAAUCAGAGUAUGCGGUCUGUGCUCUAAGGAAUGACAUUCUUGUUUCAGGUGGAAGAAUCAAUGGUCGUGAUGUGUGGAUUUAUAACUCACAGUUAAAUAUUUGGAUCAGAGUUGCUUCUCUAAAUAAAGGCAGAUGGCGUCACAAAAUGGCUGUCCUCCUUGGUAAAGUAUAUGUUGUUGGAGGCUAUGAUGGGCAAAACAGACUUAGCAGCGUGGAAUGUUAUGAUUCCUUUUCAAAUCGAUGGACUGAAGUUGCUCCCCUUAAGGAAGCAGUGAGUUCUCCUGCCGUGACUAGCUGUGUAGGCAAAUUGUUUGUGAUUGGUGGAGGACCUGAUGACAAUACUUGUUCUGAUAAGGUUCAAUCUUAUGAUCCAGAAACCAAUUCUUGGCUACUUCGUGCAGCUAUCCCAAUUGCCAAGCGGUGUAUAACAGCCGUAUCCUUAAACAACCUGAUAUAUGUUGCUGGUGGGCUGACCAAGGCAAUAUACUGUUAUGAUCCAGUUGAAGAUUAUUGGAUGCAUGUACAGAAUACAUUCAGCCGACAGGAAAACUGUGGUAUGUCUGUGUGUAAUGGUAAAAUAUAUAUCCUGGGUGGAAGACGGGAAAAUGGAGAAGCCACAGACACUAUUCUCUGUUAUGAUCCUGCAACAAGUAUCAUCACAGGGGUAGCUGCAAUGCCCAGGCCAGUGUCCUAUCAUGGCUGUGUGACUAUUCAUAGAUACAAUGAAAAAUGCUUUAAGCUCUAAAGCCGGGAUACCUCACCCAAGAAGCCACACCAAUCCAAGAUGAGAGGUUUGAAAAACUCCAGAGUGGGAACUUGACAUAUCUCCUUUGUGCCAUGUACGCAAAAAAAGUAAAGAUAAUAAUUGUGGUGCCUUUCCCCCCAAAAUAACCUUUCAAACUGUAAUAAAGCCUUUCCUGUAAUUGGGGAAAAAAAUUUUGUUGUUUUUGAAAGUAAUAGUGGUUAUUGCUUGGGUUUUGAGAGUGUACCUUUGUAAGUAUUUGUAAGGAACUUAUGUGGAGUCAGAAAUAAUGUCUGCCUGAAUAACUUUUAGGAAUUUGUGAAUGGUUUCUUCAUUUAUGUACGUUUAUCUGCAAGCCUAUAUAUUCUUUGUCAUAUUAUGUAUAGAAAACUGCAUGACUUAGGCUUCGUUUAGGUUGGAUCACAUAAUGCUUAGAAUGCUUAGAAUGCAUUCUAAGAGGGGAAAUCAGUUUCAAAAAUCUUUGAAUAUCCAACCUGAUUAAUUUUAUUGAAAGUUUUUUCAGUAAUUGAUAAAAAUGUAGUAACAAUUUGAGUAUCAUAAAGUACUGAAUUAUCAUGACUUACUUCUUAGAAUUGUUGUCUUGUAUUAAACAUAUUUUUGGGAGAACAUUGGGUAGGAGAUAGAAAUGCAAAUGCCCCUAAAAUGGGGAUUAAAAUUAUAGGUUUAUUCCUAAGAAAAAAAUUAUAUAAGACCAUUGAAGGGGAAAAUGACCACUGUGGCUCUCAAAGUAUUUAUGUAUCAUCUCCAAAUCCUCUAAGGAAGCACCUUUUCUUGAACCCGGCAAAAGAGUUGAAAUCCACAUUGCAAGAUUAUUUUGUGGAAAAUGGGGACAAAUUUUCUCCCUAGCCCAGUAGGGUUUGACUUCAUUAGUAUGGUGCUUUGGGUGAGGUCCUCUUCCAUGGUUAUCCUCCUUUCCUGUGAACAGGUAAAAAUCUUGGAGUCUCCACUGUUAAGUUGCCUUUGAAGGAUAAAGCAGGGACCACCUAUCAGUGGGUCCAUUUUUCUUUUAAAAUUAGCUAUCCAAAAAACUAGCAGCAUUAUUUGCAGUUUAAGAUAAAUCUUUCAUUUGGUACCCAUUGUGGAAAAUACUGGUCAACAUUCUCAAGCUUCUAUACAACAAACAAGUUGCCUUUGUCUAGAUUUUUCAACUCCAUCCAGUUUAUAAGCUUACUAGUUUUCAGAAAGGAAUGUAAAUUUUUUUUCUAAGGCAAAUGGAAUGGCAGGAACUGUAGCAAAGUGAUUACUGUUAUUCCUGGGUAAACAGAUAUAAUUUACAACAUUUGAGGGACGUUCCAGGGAUGUUUCAGGUAGCCUGCUGGAUUUCAACUUCCCAGGCACUAUUGUCGUCUCACAUCAUAAUUAUAUACUCCUGUCACAGGAGAGAUGAUGCAAAUAUGUGACUAUAGUGUCACCAGAUUUCUAUUAAAACCAAGUUAGUAAUCAAAAACCUAACAUUGAUAAACCACUUUUGUUUUCUCAUCUUAGAAUGAUACAGAGAUUUCUAAUAAAUCAUACGGCAUCAACUUCAAUGCUUAGCUGGAAUCUGAAUUCUGAGAAAAGCUCUAAAGGUCUUACAAAUUUUUAGGAAAUUUUAAUUUUUCAAAUUAUAAUUUGAAAUGAUAUGUACCUUUUUGAGAUAAUUAUCAGAGCAAUUCAGAAAACAAUUUUCUAUCAUUUUAGUUGAAAGACAAUUGUACAUAUAAUUGGGACACUUGUUUGAAUUUUAGAAAAAACAUCUACUUCUGCAAUAUAACUUUUGUAGAUAAUGGAAAUUAUUUAGUUCAGAAAUUCUUUGCGGUAGAUGAGAUAAUGUAUGAGAAAAGUGUUUUGUAAAUGCUAAGGAUUAUACAAAUGAUACUUGUUAUUUUCAUGUGUAUUUGUAAGGUUGUGCCCAUGAUACAGACACUUCACACAAAAAAAAUCUUCUCAAGAUAACUUGUAUCCAUAGUACUUUUGUCUAUUGUAAAAGUGUUAACUAUUUACUUGUAUUUCAUCUUACAUUUAUUUUUAAUAUCCAUGUGUUUAUUGUACUAAAUUUGAAAUGAAGUUCUAGAAAACAAUUUUGUUUAAACAUAGACUUCAUACCAAUAUCAUUUAAUUUUUCUACAUGAUUUAAAACUAAGUAGGCCACCAAGAACUUAGCUUGGAUCCUAUGAAAUUAACAAUUUUUGAAAUUACCCAACUGAUAUUUCAAUAUCCUUUAACUGUUUAUCUUUCUUUAGUGAUUAUUGAUAAAUAAUGGUGUUAGCAUUGAUAAAAACGAAUUUUAGGGUAUAAUUAGUAUAUCAAAAUAUCAAAAGGGAUUCAUAAACCAAAUUGUGACAGAUUAUAUUCAUAGUGUCAUCACAUAGUUGACAGGCUUUCUUUUGAUAGGAGAUGCUCACAUAAGCUUUGGGUUAGUAUGUAUGUAUAUACAUGUGUAUAUAGAUAGAUAGUACGGUUAUGUACACACAUAUAUACAAACACCAAGAAAUUGAUCAGUUUGUGAUGAUCAGAAAGAAGCACAUAAAGUAAAAAUUGGUUGACCUUAUUAAAUUCAAUUCCAGAAGAUUUUUUUUUAUUUGGGCAUUUCUAUCAUUCGUUUUUACAUUUGAAAGUACAUGAUGAGGAGCACCUGGCUGGCUCAGUCAGUAGAGCAUGCAACUCUUGAUCUUGGGGUUGUGAGUUCAAGCCCCACGUUGGGUGUAGAUAUUACUUAAAAGAGUUUGAAAGUACAUGAUGAGUGUUAGUGUAAUAAAUCGCAUACAGUCAGAAUCUGUAUAAUACAUAAAGUUUCACAAGAUCAGAAAACAAAUUGGAGGUAGAGACGAGUUUGCUAAACCCAGCUGUGAUACCUCAGUGGGAAAAGGAAUUCAAGUGUAUGUUUGUGGAUCAACAGGAAAGUAUAGUUGUUUUUUGUUCAUGAACAUGUGUUUUCCUAUGUAUGAGUGAGCUAUAAAGUGUUCUAAUUUUUACAACAGAAGACCUUCUUUUUCUGCUUUAAUCUUCCCACUGACUACUGCACAGGUAUGAAAUAGUAGCUUAUUGAAUUUUCAGUAACCUUUUUUUCCCCCUAGAUGACUGAAAUAUAGAUAUUUACUCCAUUUAAACCAGGUGUUAAGGAAAAAAAUGAUGUAAAUACUCAGGGAGGGUAUUAACUUGUCAUUUUUGCCUAUUUGGUGUGUUUAAAAUGCCAUAACUGGGGCGCCUGGGUGGCGCAGUCGGUUAAGCGUCCGACUUCAGCCAGGUCACGAUCUCGCGGUCCGUGAGUUCGAGCCCCACGUCAGGCUCUGGGCUGAUGGCUCAGAGCCUGGAGCCUGUUUCCGAUUCUGUGUCUCCCUCUCUCUCUGCCCCUCCCCCGUUCAUGCUCUGUCUCUCUCUGUCCCAAAAAUAAAAAACGUUGAAUAAAAUGCCAUAACUAAAUAACCUUCAGUUCAUGAUUCGAGAGUAAAUUUAAUUUGGUUAAGGGGCUUCACACAAGGCAGUGGUUGAACAUUCAUUCUUUUAUAUUUAGAAAGAUGAAAAUGUUUUGUGGACUGAUACAUUUUCUCUUAGUGAAUAUGAAUUGUUUAUGUAUCUCUACUGUCAUACACCCUUUUGAAACUCAGGAAAGACAAAGGUUCAAUUAUACUACUUUUGUCAAUAUGCAAACCAGGUGUGUGUGUUUCUUUUCCCUGUUGUCUGGAUAUGGCAAAUAGAUUUUUUUUUUUUUUUAAAGAAUUGCUGUGAGAACCCAUACAUGAAAAGAGAGGGGUUGAAUAGUUGUGUGUGCCUUUUGUGUCUUGAGAUUUGUAUGUGGAAAAGACAUCUCCAGACUGUAUUUUCAAAGAGAAGAGAUAACUAUUUAUGUGGUGCCAAGUGUUAAGAUAAUGUCUCUUAAAGGCUUCCUGUGGAAGCCUUUAUUUUACUAAACUCAAGACACCAGUUAACCUCAACACGAUUUUGGCCUUAUUAGAAUUUCUUGUGCAUUAUUUUGAAAGGCAGGUUUACAUCACCUCACCCCAUUAUUCUUUGUAGUUAAAUAAAUAAAUU